CUACCAUUAAAAUUAUAGACUGAUCCUUUCUUUGUCAGUGGGCAAACGUACAAAAUCAGCAGGGGAUCAAAUACUUUUUCCCCCCACUGUAUCAACCCCUACACAAAAUGUCAGUUAAUUAUAAUCUACAUAAUAAUUCACAUUUCCUAUUGCUUCAGGAUUAUUUUCCUGCUGUAGCAAACUGGCUCAAAUAAAGCAGUUUCAAAGGUCCACCAAUCUCUCUGUCCCUCUUUCUCUCUCGCUCUCUCUGUCUCUCUCUGUCUGUCUCUCUGUCUCUCAAUUCAAUUCAAAGGGUUUUAUUGGCAUGGGAAACAUAUGUUAACAUUGCCAAAGCAAGUGAGGUAGAUAAUAUACAAAAGUCAAAUAAACAAUAAAAAUGAACAGUAAACAUUACACUCGCAGAAGUUCCAAAAGAAUAAAGACAUUACAAAAGUCAUGUUAUGUGUAUAUAUACAGUGUUGUAACGAUAUACAAAUGGUUAAAGUACAAAAGGGAAAAUAAAUAAGCAUAGAUAUGGGUUGUAUUUACAAUGGUGUUUGUUCUUCACUGGUUGACCUUUUUUUGUGGCCACAGGUCACAACUAUUGCUGCUGUCAUGGCAGACUGUGGUAUUUCACCCAGUAGAUAUGGGAGUUUAUCAAAAUCUGGUUUGUUUUAAAAUUCUUUGUGGAUCUGUGUAAUCUGAGGGAAAUAUGUGUCUCUAAUAUGGUCAUACAUUGGGCAGGAGGUUCUCUCUCUCUGUCUCUCUCUGUGUCUCUGUUUCUGUAGGCUGGUGAUUGUGGUAGACAUGUCUAUGAUGAUCCCUGGCUUCUCUCUCCACAUCCAGCAUUCCCUCAGGGUGCUACUGGAGGAGCAGCUGGCCAACAAACACAGUUUCAACAUCAUCGCGCAACGGUGUCUUCAUAUGUGUCAGAGUGCUGCAGUGGCCGGCCUCUACGUCUCCACAUCUGUCUGUUGACUGGAGAGGAGACAGAGGGACAGACAGAGGCACAGACUCACCAUGCCACCAGGGAGGAGACUGCGGGGGCACUGAGGGAACUGGCACAAGCUGGCAACGGACGCUUCCACUGGAUCAGUGAGACAGGCAUCCUGGAGAGCGAUGACAUCACUGCUCUGAUUGGAGAGAUGGAGAGGGUUGCUAAUUAUUGGCAGAAGAGCGCCAUGAUGGUGAACUCCCUGACCCAGAAGUCUGACUAUAGGUGCCCAGGGGAGGAUCUCUCUCCUGGGCACAAAGCUCCGGCCAAGUCCCCCCUGGCCUGGAGAUGCAGAGACAGACCACAGCCCCCACCGCGACCCACUGCACUCACCCUCGCCAGGCUGCAAAUGAAGGAAGGCCGAACAAACGAGCAUUCCUCCUCUCAGAAGGCUCACGCAUGGCGUCCCAGCAGUGCCACAUCUGCUAUCCCACCGGUACAGCCCAUGACUGGUUGGGGUCCAGUAGAGACUAAAGCCAAACAGAGGAAGCCUUCUCAGGUCUCCCGGUCUGUGUUCUACCUGGAAGAUGGUAACUUGUGUGUGGUGUUCAAGUCUUACCCCAAACCUAAAAGUGUCCGAAAGUCCAUCCCCUUAGUGACUCUGCCAAAGCAGGAAGAGAUCUGCUCGACCAAACGGUGGCUGAAGAGGUUCAGUAUUAAGAGGCAGAAGCUUGACAUCUAUAAGCUGGUGUCUGGACCUGACUGUACUCAUCAUAAGAAGCUGGUCCCCUCGGUCCUCAAGAGAGAGUCUGCCAAAUACUGCUCCAUCUUCCCCAGUGUCCACAUCAACGGGAGUCAGAGGAGAAUGGCUUCAAUAACAUAUUUUGGCAUGAAUACAAAUUAA
Messenger RNA from Salmo salar (Atlantic salmon), 1817 nucleotides. The record is from RefSeq and is a predicted model, not a curated record. NCBI's taxonomy places the organism in Eukaryota, Metazoa, Chordata, Actinopteri, Salmoniformes, Salmonidae.